UACUCUCUUUAUACUCGAGCUCAUGGAUGCUUCAUAUUUCUAUUGCUUGGCGAUUCUAUCUUUCUUCACGAUAUUUCUGUCGAUGCCUUCGUCGUCGUCACGAGUAUCAAAAUCUCAACCGGUUAGUUUUUGUCGCGACGACUUUCUCGUGGCUGUCAACGAAGACUUGCCAAUAUCGAAUAGCACGAGAGCGUUGAGUAGUAGAAGGAGUUUGGUAAACUUUACAAAAGAACGCGUCGGUCGACACGAACUGCUCAGAUUUCAAUCCCACGACGGGCAAUGGGUCAUACGCACGUGGGACGGCAGCCAUCUGGCUAUGGAAAAUGAUGGAAGAUUGACCGUCAAGACUGGAUGUGUGACGACCACGUUUCUUCGACUGGUUUCGUUCGACGAUCUGUUGAGCUGCUUUGAGGGUAUUAGUUGUAAAAUGAUUUUAUGUGCGACGUCACUUUCUACUGGAGCCUCAUUUAUUGUCAAACGAGACGAUCAAGCUGUCCGAGUGUCUUCAGGUGAAUGCAAAAGUUAUCAAAAAUUCAAAGAAUCGGAAACACUAAAGCGUCUACAAAAAUCCGGUCAAGACAGACAUUUUGAAAUUACUUUCUUGAUUGCCAACUCUGAGAGCGUGAAGACAAUGCUGGGGCCCGGUUUGAAACGACUGUGUCCGAGAACAUUUGACCCUACUGCGACGGUGUCUUACGAGCGAUGCGCUGCGUCUGUGCAAUAACGACAAAUGAAAGUUGGAACGAGUCGUAGUGUGAACAUUUGAUCGAAUAUUAUAGUUGGACGCGCGUGUUUUUGUCUUUUUUCCUUUGUAG
Molecule: messenger RNA, 815 nt
Organism: Corticium candelabrum
Lineage: Eukaryota; Metazoa; Porifera; Homoscleromorpha; Homosclerophorida; Plakinidae
Exons: 3
Coding region: 23-724 (233 amino acids)
Source: RefSeq, a predicted model, not a curated record